This is a messenger RNA of Nylanderia fulva, 2814 nucleotides long. The record is from RefSeq and is a predicted model, not a curated record. NCBI's taxonomy places the organism in Eukaryota, Metazoa, Arthropoda, Insecta, Hymenoptera, Formicidae.
UUGGUCAGGAUAGGGUGCCAGCUGAUCGUUCCGCAAAACUCAACCAAGUAUAAUCGCGAGAGAGAAAGAAUCCCUUCGCUUAUCUUUCCUUUGAAUUUUUCUCGGGCUCGGGCCCGUCAAAAUGAAAGCAUGGUCGCAUCAGUGUCGCAGUCAUCAACAUCAAAACCGUUCUCGGGGCGUUACUCGGUCGGCCGGGAUUUCUUCUCCCUACAUAGAUAUCGGGAUUCAGCAUUAGCGAAGCUAGUUAUCGACUACGAUAUCUACCACAGACAGUUAGCUAUGGUUACCUACGGCUAACCACGGCAACGGAAAGGAAAGGAGCGGGAGCGGGAGCGCGUGCGACGCGCUUGAUUAUACAGGAUAUAUUGUGGUGUGUGUGGUAUCUAUGAAUGAAUCCUGUUGCGCAGACCGGCAACUUCCAUCGUAAGGUAGUCGAUAAGCGUUUCGCGCUUCGUGGACGCGCGCGGUUCGCGGCGGAGCUCCGAAAUUGACGAGAGCAUCGCUGUACCGUCACGUCGUCCGUCACCCUCGACUCGUCUAAUCGCGCAUCAUGAUACACGAUCGCGAACGGAGCUACAAAUUUGGGCGUGAGCGUUUCUCCAUCAACCGUGCGUCGUGAGAGCACGUUGCUAGCACGGGCUAGGGAGAGCGGUAUAUUUUGGCUGGAGCUUUCGAGGGGAUCGCGAGUUUCGAAGUGUGCGUGUCUCGAGGGAAACACAGGCGUGGAUAAAAAUUAGUGCGUCGAGUUUCGACUGUCUUUCAACUUUGCGUGUCGCGUCGAAAGCGAGGCGGUGCGGUGGGCGUGUGUGGUGCGGGGAUGAACUGCACGGCGAGUGUAAAGUGAAAUAAAGAGGUGGAGGAAGAGCGGAGAAGGAGGAUUGGGGCGCUUCCUGUCCCUGUCCUGUGCCUGUCUCGGUGCCGAUCUAAAAAAAAGUUUCGCAGGUAGAAUCGCGCGAUCGAAUGUCUUUUCGAUGUGACGAAAAUGAUGAAGUGUGGGAGAGAGUGGGCUUUGAGUGAAGGCUUCGAUACCUCGAAUCAUGACAGAGGCGUUGGACGAUGGUAACUAUCUGGUGAGGGUCCGCGCCCAGGUAAUGACGAGAGAUGAUAGUUCAGGUGGUUGGGUUCCUUUGAGCGGUGGUGGCUUGGCAAAUGUCUCGGUUAGACGUAGGAUUACUUCAUCAGGAAUACAUCAAACAAACAAUACCAAUGGAAACAGUAUUUCUACUACAACUAAUUCUGCACAUCCUGUAUCGAAUACUACUGUUGGUCUUCAGAGUCAUGGAUCUUUUAAUAUCUCUCCACCAGGCGCAAAUAAAAGAAAGCAUGAGUACCUUAUUUAUGGCAAACGCAUUACAGAUCAAUCGGUUGUCCUUAGCUGUAUAAUUAAAAAAGAUUUUGAAUAUAAUAAAGUAAUGCCAACCUUUCAUCACUGGCGAACGGGAGAAAAAAAAUUUGGAUUAACAUUUCAAACUGCUGCCGAUGCAAGAGCAUUCGACAAAGGAGUUCGAACAGCAGUUGAGGAAUUGUUGGAAGAUUGUGCAAAUGGCUUGUCUGAUUUAACAUUAACCACCAAUGCUCCAGAUGCUGGGGACGAAGAUGUUUUUAUGACUUUGAAUUUGCCAGUGGAACCACCUGAGCCACGUUCUUCUUCAGAUACACCUCAUGGAAUAGUUCGAGUACCAAAUUAUUCUCAAUAUUCAGAACUUCACGCCGAUUCACACCGAUCUAUUCAUCAUAUUGGUGGUUCUUCCGUUAAGGGUCCACCAUCGCAACAUCCCUUGGCAUCUGCUGCAGAUAUCGGAUCAGAUAAUUAUCCUUAUGUGCAACUUACGACGCUUAACCAUGAAUAUUUAUACCCAAUCAUCGAUGAUCACAAAAGUGAAAGAUUAGAUGGACAUAAUACUUCCAAUAGUGGAAGUUCUCUGAAGAAGCCAGAUAUUAUAAUAUCACAACCUUCAAAAAAUACUAUGAAACGUAAUGUACGUUUACGUUGCAAGCAUUGUCAAGAGCUAUAUUCGGAACAGCAUAAUCCGAAAGGUUCCUGCGAAUACGCUCCUGAUCCAAUUAGACGUGGAAUUGCGAAAGUUUCUUGUUUAUCAUGUGCCCAAUGUAUGUUAUAUCAUUGCAUGAGUGACGCUGAAGGUGAUUUUGCACAAAAUCCUUGUAGUUGUAGCACAGAAGAGGGAUGCGGACGCAGAUGGUUUGGUUUAGCCUUGUUAUCAUUGAUCGUUCCUUGCUUGUGGAUAUAUCCUCCACUUAGAGCUAUACAUUGGUGCGGGAUGUCCUGUGGAAUGUGCGGCGGGCGUCACCAUCCUAUGGAAUAACUGGAGGAACCCUUUGAUGUCUCUGCUCCGUAUUCAAUUGGAUCAACCAACUUUUCUGCAUCGUAUAAUGCAGUCGCCAAUGUGUAUGAAUGUCAUGAUCUGAGUAUGGGUCGUUGUCAGAGAUAUCAAAGGGGUAGACAACUUCCGGUACAUGCACUUAUUCAUCAACGUCAUCUUUAAAACAAAAUACAGUCAAAGUGGAAAUACCCAAUUUAGCACAAGAUGUCGCAUAGCUCCAACAUAAUGUAUAUUCCGUACAUUUUGUAUAUUUUAUUAGAACAAAAUAUGUUAUUUAGUCUCACCUGUACAUUAAACAAUUUGUGGUAAACUAGUAUUUACAGUUUGAAUGAUUAAUCUAUGGAAAGCACAUCAAAUGGAUUCAGACCAACUAUUUGUGAUACAUGGUGCACAUUGUGAGAGUGUAACUUCUGUGAGUUGACACAAAAAAAUUAAUUUUUCUGUUUUCAAUUUGACACUAAUUUUUACACAU